AUGCUCGACUAUACCAAGCAUCAGGACGUCUUUCCCGCAGGCCUUCAAUCGCCGUACGACCGAAAGCUGCAGCAUGAGAUCGAGGAGCACCGAAAAAGCCUCGGCGGAAGCCUCUUCAUCGACCGUGUCAUGAAGGCGCUGGGGAUAUCCAAAGCCAAGCUGUACCCCCCCAAGUCGGACAGCGGCGUCCAUCAGCUGCAUCAGCAAAUCUGCGGCGCGAGCAUGUCGACGAACCACAAGCAGUCGCUCCUCUACUACAUCCUGCUCGACUUUGACCGUCUCGGCCGCCAGAACGCCGUCUCCGAGAGCUUCGCCUCCGACUCCGGCAUGCCUAGCACCUUUCAGGUCUUCAUGAAGGGGCUGUGGCACAUGGAUAGACAAGACUACGAGCGAGCUCUCGAAUACGUGGCGCAUCCAUCCCUGAGCCCCGACUUUGCCGACGACAUCGUCAUCACCCUCGUUCGUCACGCGCCCGGCAACGACUACAGCCUCGCCCUGUCGUACCACCACGCCGUCCAGCCGGUGCUCAAAACCUCGCUCGCGCUGGAGCUGCUGUUCGACGCCAUGGCGAGGACCAACGUCACCGAGGCGCUGCUGUUCUCUCGAUCUCACCCUCCACACACGCGGCAAGUUCUCUUCCGCCGGCUGCUCUCCUCCAUCCUGCAGCCUCGGGGCAAGGAGCCGGCCGUCGACGGGGGCGACAUCGCAUUCAUGCCCCUGGACGCGGCCGAGGAAGAGUGGUUCGAGGAGCAUCUGACGACGGGAGAGGGCAGGAGCUUGAGCAAGGCAAAGGAAACGCUGCUGAUUCGGAAGAUUGCCUGCGAUCGAUUCGCCGAGGCGGGAAAGCAACGCUCCAGCGGCCCGUGGGGUGCCGUGCUGGAAGGAAUCAGGCACGGCAUCGAGGGCCACGCGGACUAG
Messenger RNA from Drechmeria coniospora, 918 nucleotides. RefSeq names its product Elys. The transcript is spliced from 3 exons. The record is from RefSeq and is a predicted model, not a curated record. NCBI's taxonomy places the organism in Eukaryota, Fungi, Ascomycota, Sordariomycetes, Hypocreales, Ophiocordycipitaceae. Bases 1 to 918 code for a protein of 305 amino acids.